Messenger RNA from Acomys russatus (golden spiny mouse), 2515 nucleotides. It is a transcript of the gene Atxn7l3, whose product is annotated as ataxin 7 like 3. The record is from RefSeq and is a predicted model, not a curated record. NCBI's taxonomy places the organism in Eukaryota, Metazoa, Chordata, Mammalia, Rodentia, Muridae. Gene Ontology annotation, molecular function: transcription coactivator activity. The transcript has 13 exons. Gene Ontology annotation, cellular component: SAGA complex; DUBm complex. Gene Ontology annotation, biological process: positive regulation of DNA-templated transcription; regulation of transcription by RNA polymerase II. Bases 504 to 1625 code for a protein of 373 amino acids.
GCUACCCUUCCCAGUGCCCCUGGCUCAUUUGUCAGUCCCCACCCCACUCGAGGCCGGCAGCUCCUUAAACUCGUACCCACCGUUCAGUGGGGCCCCGAACUGUGGGCGCUGUUUCUGAAUCCUACGGUGGGGAUUUCUGGACUUUGGGGCUCUUGGAGAGACUUCCGGGCUGGUCCUGAGGGAGGGAGGGUGCGAGCUAAAAGAACAGGUAAGGGGAGUGCCCACUCCUCGGGUGCGUACCGCGGGCCUCCCCUCUCUGCUCCUGUUCGUGGUGGCUGGAAAUGCCCUUUGCCUGUAGGCUUCUGUGGGCUCUGUUCCUCUCAUAGAGUGGCAAGCUUAUUUUAGGAGAAGACAGAGUGGGGGUGAAGGUUGUAGGGUCUUAGGGCCAUUCCUACUUCUGGUAGCAGUACCCCCCCAAGUGGACAUCCUGGCUGAAAGCAGAGCCCCGUCGCCGCCCGCUGUGCUAUGAGCAGUCAGAGCGCCGUCUCCACAAGAGUUUACAAAUGAAAAUGGAGGAAAUGUCUUUGUCUGGCCUGGAUAACAGCAAACUAGAGGCCAUCGCUCAGGAGAUAUAUGCCGACCUGGUGGAGGAUUCUUGUUUGGGAUUCUGCUUUGAGGUACACCGGGCUGUCAAGUGUGGCUACUUCUUCCUGGAUGAUACGGAUCCUGACAGCAUGAAGGAUUUUGAGAUCGUGGACCAGCCUGGCUUGGACAUCUUUGGACAGGUUUUCAACCAGUGGAAGAGCAAGGAGUGUGUCUGCCCCAAUUGCAGCCGCAGUAUUGCUGCUUCCCGCUUUGCCCCCCACCUGGAGAAGUGCCUGGGAAUGGGUCGCAACAGCAGCCGAAUCGCCAACCGUCGGAUUGCCAAUAGCAACAAUAUGAACAAGUCUGAGAGUGACCAAGAAGACAACGAUGACAUCAAUGACAAUGACUGGUCCUAUGGCUCAGAGAAGAAAGCCAAGAAGAGAAAAUCAGACAAGCUAUGGUAUCUCCCAUUCCAGAACCCUAAUUCCCCUCGAAGAUCCAAGUCUUUAAAACACAAAAAUGGGUUCUCUGUCUGUACCUCUGCAUCAAACACCCUUCCCCUUCUUUUUUCUUCUUCAGGGGAACUUAGCAACUCUGACCCUUUUAAGUAUAGCAACUCAACUGGGAUCAGCUAUGAGACUCUGGGGCCUGACGAGCUGCGGAGCCUGCUCACUACGCAAUGUGGAGUGAUUUCUGAACAUACCAAGAAGAUGUGCACAAGGUCACUACGCUGCCCGCAGCACACGGAUGAACAGAGGCGAACCGUACGGAUUUAUUUCCUUGGGCCCUCAGCUGUCCUUCCGGAGGUCGAGAGCUCCUUGGACAACGAUGGCUUUGACAUGACUGACAGCCAGGCCCUCAUCAGCCGGCUUCAGUGGGACGGCUCUUCAGAUCUCUCACCUUCUGAUUCAGGCUCCUCCAAGACUAGUGAAAAUCAGGGAUGGGGUCUAGGUACCAACAGCUCUGAGUCACGGAAAACCAAGAAAAAGAAAUCCCAUCUGAGCUUGGUAGGGACUGCUUCUGGCCUGGGCUCCAACAAGAAGAAGAAGCCAAAGCCACCGGCUCCCCCAACGCCCAGCAUCUAUGAUGACAUCAACUGACUUGGGUGCAAGGGAUAGCCUUUGGCUGAGAGAGCCCUCUCUUCCCGACCCCCACCCAGGCAGCCUAGCCUGGCAUAUGGACAGCUGCUGGGGGUUUGGGCUUGGGAAGCUUGGUGGACCAGGCAGGCAGAGGAUCCAGUUAUAUGCCCCUGGGGGGUGUCAGGGUCCUCUGCAACGAAGCAUGACUCCUCGGCGUACAGGACUCAGACCUGGACAUAUUAUGCCUUGGACAUAAGUUUGGUGGGGAGGUGGUUUUCCUAUUUAUUCUGUGAGUUACUGGAUGUCCAGCUAGGCUGGGGGCCUGACCUGCGCACUGUGCCAGGCCACUGCCUGCUCCCCACCCCAGGAACUGGACUAAGCCCUGCCGAGGGGCAUUGUGGCUACCCAGGUGGCUUUGGGUUGGAAGCUGAGCCCAGAGGGGGCCUCCCCUGGCUGCCCUCAGCAAUGUGAAUGGGUCCGGUGCUUGGAGCUGAGGGGCAGGGCCGGUAUGUCCUGUCUGUGUGCAGAGUCCUAUCAGAUGUCCCCAGUCCCCGGGGUCAGCAGGCACAGUGCUGUCUGCUGAGGUGGGCGUCUAGAACUGCCUCACAGGGGCAGCCCUUUUCCCUCAGUCCCCAUGGGCCUCCUUGGCAGCAGGAGCUGUCCUUUUGUUGUUGGGUGCCGGGAAAGGGCCUCCAGCCUCUACAGCUUCAAGGAAUGGGAAGGGGAGGGUAGGCAGAGGGAGCCUGUAUCAGAGUGGGCCCCUGCCCUCCCUGCCCCAGGGCUGUGAGGAGCGGCCCAGGUGAGAGGGACGGUGCUGCUUUAUUUGAAAUGUUUCUUACCUCAUUCCCUGCCCCAGGAAGGGGCCCAGCCUCACCCUCCUGGGGUGGCCCCGUGUUCUCCCUCCCAUCCCC